GUGGACCUUGAAACAGGCUUGAAACGCGUGAUGAAUCUGGAAUUCGGGACGAUAGUUAUAUUAAGUAUAAAGCCAGUAUAAAGCCUUAUAGAAGUAUUGCGACUCUCAAGAAGAUGCGAUCUUUCGGAUACGUAUACUGUACAGGUGUUUUAUUCUCAGCAGAAACCUUUUACCUUCAACACAUACUGAAUCCUCAGGGAACUGUGAUGACAGAAUAAGAUGACAGAAUCUGAAUGAUAACAUGAAGCGCCUAGUGCAAUUUGAAUCCAACUGCGCAUGCCCAUGCAUUCACGAGAAGAACUUGACUUUUUGUCCGUUUCACUUGUCAUCAUACCGCCAGUCAUUAGUUACUAUGUUCUUUCAGUCCUUAUCUGUCUCCCUGGCACAAGAACCUGGCGAAAUGGACUCAUGCCGAUCGUUCUCUUCCUUGCCUAUCGAGCGGCCACAACUGUGGACCUGAGCUUUGCCAACGAGAGAAUGGUUUACUUGAACAAAGGACUAGUGCUAGCAAUGUCCAUUUUGAGUUUUCGCUCAAUAGUUUGGGCUCAAUCGAAAAAACCAUAUAAACGGCUUCAACGCGUCAAACACGGUUCAGAAGGCACACCAUCAGAAUCACGGCCAGCUUCUAAUGACUGGAGACAGUUGCAACUAGAUGCGUCCGACUUGGCUUUUGGACUUCGUGGUAUCGGGUGGAAUUGGUCCCAAGGCUUGCACAUUCCUCCAGAGAAGCGUUCUACGUCUUCAGACAGGUCCUUUGCCUUCUGGACACUAGCUUCACUUGUUACUCACAUCCCUGUCUUUGACUUACUGCAUUAUUCCGUGCAGAGGUUUGGCCCCGGUACCUUUGCUACGACCUCAGGUGGUUCGAUAUUCGACGAAAGUGUCCCACCUUUGAUUCGUUAUUCUCGAUCGACGUUCUUAUCUUUGUUAUCUGGUCUGGUCGUAUAUUGUGCGAUUGAGAUUGCCUAUGACUUUUGCACCCUAAUUGGAAUCGUUGUCCUUAGACAGUCUCCCACUCAGUGGCCACCAAUCUUCGACGAACCUUGGAGAGCCGAUUCUCUUUCAGACUUCUGGGCAAAGCGUUGGCACCAACUGUUCCGCCACUUCUUUAUUGGAUUAGGUUGGAUUCCUUUGUAUCAUGUCUUUGGUCGAAUUGGCGGUGUCUUUGGCGCGUUCCUUGUUUCGGGAAUCCUACAUUAUGUGGGUCUUUGGGGACUGGGAAGUGGCUCUGAUGUAUUGGGCAUGAUAGGUUUUUUUAUGCUGAUGGGUGUUGGAGUCAUACUCGAAGGCUUUUGGAAAAGUUUCACGGGGUAUAAGGUUAAGGGCUGGCUGGGAAGAAUCUGGACGACCGUCUGGCUACUUGGAUGGUCCAAUCUUCUUGUAGAUGCUUGGGCUAGAAAGGGAUUGAUGGGCUCUCUGUUCAUUCCCGACUCUCGUCGUCUACCUGUGCAGCUCUUCGGUGUAAUUCCGACGCAAUGAGCAGGAAAAUAUAUGGCGAUGCUCCAAGUAGAUCGUGCCUUCGCGUCACACGAACAACUAUAUGU
Messenger RNA from Lentinula edodes (shiitake mushroom), 1544 nucleotides. RefSeq names its product membrane bound O-acyl transferase family-domain-containing protein. Gene Ontology annotation, biological process: lipid metabolic process. The record is from RefSeq and is a predicted model, not a curated record. The transcript is spliced from 3 exons. NCBI's taxonomy places the organism in Eukaryota, Fungi, Basidiomycota, Agaricomycetes, Agaricales, Omphalotaceae. The coding region runs from base 277 to 1479 and encodes 400 amino acids.